AUGGGAGCGAGCACGCAGGCGCGUAGAGUGUUGGCGCCUAGCGGGCUGGCGCCAAACGCGCUAGCGCUUAGAGUGCUGGCGCCUAGCACACUGGCGCCUAACGCGCAGGCGCCUAGAGCGCUGCCGUCUAACGCGCUAGCACCUAGCGCGCUGGCGCUUGCUGCGCUGGUGCUUAACGCGCUGGCGCUUGCUGCGCUGGCACUUAACACGCUAGCGCCUAGCGCGCUGGCGCUUGCUGCGCUGGCGUCAAACGCUCUGGCGCCUAGCGCGCAGGCGCCUAACGUGCUGGAGCCAAAUGCGCAGGCGCCAAACGCGCUGGCGCCUAGUGCGCUGGCACCUAAUACGCAGGCCCAUAGCGCGCUGGUGCCUAACGCACUGGCGCCUUACGCGCUGGCACCUGACGCGCUGGCGCCUAAUGCGCUAGCGCCCUACGCGCAGGCACCUAACGCGCUGGCGCCUUACACGCUGGCGCCUAACGCACUGGCGCCUUACGCGCUGGCGCCUUACGCGUUGGCGCCUUGCAGGUGCCCUCGCAGCGCGCUGGCACCUUGUAGCGUGCUGGCGGCUUGUGGGCUGCAGCCUUGUUUGCGGCGCUGGCAAAUUUCUGCAGGAGCCUUGUUGCGGCAGCGUGCUGGUAAAUUAUUGCGCACGCUCACGCGUUGCUGCAGUGAGCUCACGCCUUGCUGCAGUGAGCUCGCGCAUUGCUGCAAUGAGCUCACGCCUUGCUGCAGUGAGCUCACACGUUGCUACAAUAAGCUCGAGCCUUGCUGCAGUGAGCUCACGCCUUGCUGCAGUCAGCUCACGCGUUGCUGCAAAGAGCUCACGCCUUGCUGCCGUGUGCUCAGGCCUUGCUACGGCAGCCCGCUUUCUCUUCUCAGCCUGCCGGUGCCUUGCUGCAACUCUCUGGCGCCUUGUAGCAUGGCGAUGCGCAGCUCGUUGCUCGCUGGUGCCUUGCUGCACAUCCGCGCGGUGUGUGUGACCUCAGGGGAUCUAUGUUUUAAACCACACCUGUGA
Molecule: messenger RNA, 1014 nt
Organism: Closterium sp. Yama58-4
Lineage: Eukaryota; Viridiplantae; Streptophyta; Zygnematophyceae; Desmidiales; Closteriaceae
Source: the annotation of a GenBank genome assembly